Messenger RNA from Drosophila subpulchrella, 1552 nucleotides. RefSeq lists its product as uncharacterized. The record is from RefSeq and is a predicted model, not a curated record. Gene Ontology annotation, biological process: cilium assembly. Lineage: Eukaryota; Metazoa; Arthropoda; Insecta; Diptera; Drosophilidae. The transcript has 2 exons. The coding region runs from base 151 to 1485 and encodes 444 amino acids. Gene Ontology annotation, cellular component: axoneme; ciliary basal body.
AUUCAUUUUCCAUUUAUCACAACAGAACUGGUCAAACAUUUUCUCACACAAAGGAAACAAUUUAAAUCCUUACAAAUUAAACAAAGCCAAAAACCAACCAAAGAAGUUUAUUGUUGUAUUGGAAACAUAGUCCCUCAAAUUGCUGCAAUCAUGACGAGCAUCAUGUCGGAACAUAGCAUGAAGACCGAAACGCAGAGCAGGCGUUCGGUAAAAUCACAUGCAAGCAAACUGCAUGUAUUCGAAUAUGUUGCGCCGCAGGACUUGGACGUCGUGGCCAUCAUCUACAAGUACUAUCUGGAGGACUUUCGCAACUUCACGGAAGAGGAGCGUCAAUUGCGAUUGGCCAGUUUGGAUGCCCUGGAUAUGCUGCGAACCAUCGAGCAAGUGCACAACGAUGUGGCUACUCUUAGGUUGGAGAACCACAUCAUGGUCGAGUUCCUCGAGAAAAACGAUCCAAAGUUGUUGUUGGGAUUAAGGCAGCGUCGCACCUCGAUUCUUAGAAAAUUGCAAACGAAGCGGGGAUCUGCGCAGGGAAGUCAUGGCGUGAGUAGCCGGCACUCGAGCUCUAAGCGCUCCAUACCCAUGUCAGUGAAUCAGCUGGUCUCCAUAAGUGGCAUCGGAGCCCCAGAAAAGCGACGUGGAAUAGACUACAAGCUGAACUUCAAGGCGAAAGCCGAAAUGGCCGAGAAAAGAGCUGCUGAGGUGGAAAAGCGGGUAACUGAUAUCGAACGAAAUGCCAUGACCGAAGUGAAACAGCUGAGGGCCAAGAUAGAGGAACUCCGCUUUCGAAGUGAGGAAACCAUUGAGACGGAGAACAACUUUAUGCUUCACUUUCUGCGAGAUGAGAACGAUGUGGCCUUCUUGGAGUCCGCCACCGAGAGGCAGAUUGAACGAAAGCUGCGCAAGUUCACCACAAAUUGGUUUAAGAAUGCACGCGCUUUACUGGGAACCAUGAAACUAACCAUAGUAUCUCUGCAAGAAACAUGCCAGCAGCAUCGGGCGGAUCUGAUAACCAAAUCUGACCUAAGCGGUAUCUUAACGGCGGUGGAUUUUGAGAAGCUGAUUAUAAAGAGGACCGAGUUGGUUAAUCAGUUGGAAGAAAAGAACAUCCACAUGGCGGGUCUCAAAGGAGUCACUGGUAAAACGUCCUUGGCCAUGACUGAGGAAAAACAGGCCAUGAUGAACUUGGAGACUGAAAUGCGAACCGUUUUAAACAGAACGGAAGAGGUCACGCGAGCCAUUCAGAAACUGGAAAAGGAGGUGGCCGCCGUUCAAAUGCAUAACACCAAGGACUACGUGACCCUGGAUGAGUUGAGGGCCCAGCUCCAAGAUUAUGAGGCCCCGAGUGUCAGCGAGUACAUUGAGCGAAAGGAGGAGGCCCACGUCCUUGAAAAGGAGGAGAAGAUGCUGCAGCGCAAGAUAUACAUCCUCAACAUGAAGCUUAAUAACGCCAUUCGUCGGCGAAACCGUCUUGACGACAAUUAAAUUGUACGUUCGCCUAUGAAUGUUACUUGCCAAAAAUAAAGCGUAUACUUAAAUUGAUUUUGAUCCA